CUUUUUCAAAGUGAUUUUCGCCGGUUUACAAACACUGUUGUAGUUAUAUUUAAUUUAGUCAGUAUCUGGCAGAGGACUCAAGAUACCAAUAAAAGGUGCUACAGAAACCUAGUGCUACAUUAUUAUGUGAUCAGUGGUUUUUUAGGCUCAGUAGUUCGUUUAAAGUUGCAGAACAUACCAGCAUGUUUGUACUCCCUGGGGACUAGAGAGCAGCGAACGUACCGUUGUACUCGUUGAAUGACUACAAACCGCCAAUCUCCAAAGCUAAAAUGACCCAGAUCACAAAGUUAGCCAUUAAAGCUAUAAAGUUUUACAAGCAUGUUGUACAGAGCGUGGAGAAGUUUGUUCAGAAAUGCAAACCAGAGUACAAAGUUCCUGGAUUAUAUGUCAUCGACUCCAUUGUACGUCAGUCACGCCAUCAGUUUGGCCAAGAAAAGGACGUGUUUGCUCCACGAUUCAGCAAGAACAUUAUCAGCACCUUCCAGAACUUGUAUCGAUGUCCUUCUGAUGACAAGGUACUGACUGAGAAAAGUAAAAUUGUCAGAGUGUUAAAUCUGUGGCAGAAGAAUAAUGUUUUUAAAAGCGACAUUAUUCAGCCUCUGUUGGAUAUGGCAGCAGGGCUCCCACCUCCCAACCUGACUCCUGUCAUUGCCAGCACUGCAGCCACUGUCAGCAACAACACACCAGGAACUCCAGUCACCCCUGCUACCCCUGCUAACAUUGUCCAAGGCUUACCUGAUUCCUGGGCCUCUCAGAUCUCCAACACAGACACCAUUGCUGCCGUUGCACAGCUCCUGCAAAGUCCUCAGGGUCAACAGCUGCAGCAGUUAGUACAGACCCUGCAAAUGCAACAACAGAAGCCCCAGCCUUCCUUGCUCCAGGCCCUAGACGCAGGGCUUGUCGUUCAGCUGCAGGCUCUCACAGCACAACUCACAGCUGCGGCUGCUGCUGCCAGUACACUCAAUCCACUAGAACAGAGGGUCUCCUUCAAUAAGAAGUUGUUGGAACGGUUUGAUUUUGGGGAAGAAUCUGAACACACUGAAUCCAUAAAGGAUGCUCCUUCAUCUCAACUGCCUAGUGUAACAGAGUCCAUAAACAACUCGAUUUUCCAUCAGCUGGCAGAGCAGCUGCAGCAGCAGAAUCUGGAGCAGUUCCAGAAACAGCUGCUGGAACACCACCACCACCACCACCAUCAGCAGCAGCAGCAGCAGACAAUAUCGCUGGAGAGCCAAGAAGGGGUUUUUGGUUCAGAGAAUUCUGCCACACCCUCACAGGGCAGUUGUCAGCAGCAGCUCCUGGAGACUGACACUAAACUGGAUGAUUCAAUUGAUAAUCAACAGCAGGACAUGGAAAUUGAUGAAGGACAGGAGAUGGCUGAUGGAGAUAUUUUUGAACCUGAGGAGCCACAGCUUGUCGAAUCGAGGUCGAGAACCCGAUCCAAAUCUCGUUCAAGAUCACCAAGGAAAAGAAGAUCCCGGUCACGUUCUGGCUCGCGGAAACGUAAACACAGGAAGCGCUCUCGCUCCAGAUCAAGGGAGAGGAAGAGGAAGUUUUCACGCUCGUACUCCAGUGAGAGGCAAGCCAGGGAACAAGAGAAGGAGCGCCAGAAAAAAGGAUUGCCUCCAAUACGUUCAAAAACACUGAGUGUGUGUAGUACAACACUCUGGGUGGGGCAAGUGGAUAAAAAGGCCACCCAACAAGAUCUCACAAACCUGUUUGAAGAAUUUGGUCAAAUUGAAUCAAUAAAUAUGAUCCCUCCUCGAGGCUGUGCGUACAUUUGCAUGGUUCAUCGACAGGAUGCAUAUCGUGCCCGGCAGAAACUCAGUACCGGAUCUUGCAAAAUUGGCUCUAAAGUCAUUAAGAUUGCAUGGGCACUAAACAAAGGAGUAAAACAAGAGUACAAACAGUUGUGGGAUGUAGAUUUAGGUGUAACGUAUAUACCAUGGGAGAAGGUGAAGAUAGAUAAUCUUGAUGACUUUGCUGAAGGAGGAAUGAUCGAUCAAGAGACUGUAAACAGUGAAUGGGAGGCAGCGAGGAGCUAUGACUCUGCAAGAGAAAGCCUCACUCAAAGUGCUGCUGUGGAUACCAGUACUGUGAUUACUACACAGGCAGAUGCCUAUACUCAGCCAGUCACCAUGUUACCUGUACAGAUGCCAGUGGCUCAGGGAGUCCCUGCUGUUAGCUUGAUGCCACCAUCCUAUCCAGUGACAAUGGCUAUGCCUCCUCCAGGCUUUGGCCACCUACCUCCAUUUUUAAGAGCUGGUUUCAAUGCCUCUCAGCCACCGCCUGGUUACAUGCCACCACCUGUUCUUCAAUCAGCUGUAGGACCAGGAAUCCAUGCUAUACCAACAUCUUUGGUUCAGCCUUCAGUUUCUGCUGCUCAAGAAAAUGCAAAGGAUCCUACCUAUGGCAGCCUUGUGCCAUCAGUUAACACUGUUCCUGGAACAUUCAUUUCCCACUCCAUCCCAAGGGGCGGUGACUAUAAUCAGAGUCAGCAAGUCGGCCACAGUGAAUUGGAUGACAAAGGGUCCCAGGUUGCAGAGAAUCGAACUGAUAAUAAAACUGCACAAGAAAUCUUAAGUGAUGCUCGGAGUUCAGUUGGCCUCCUGGGGAUGCACCCGUCUGCAACGUCAUUGCACCACCCAAAUAUUCAUGGCCAAAGGAUGCCUGGAUUAUUGCCCUUGGACAUCCGUCCAGGAAUGCUACCCCCUUCACCUGGGGCACGUUUUUCUAUGUUGAUGCAGCCUGGAAUGCCUCCUCAACCAAACAUGCCUCCCACAUCAAUGCUUGACCCUUCUCUGCAGGCUAGACUUCGAGGGCCAUUCCCACCGGUUGACAAUUUCACUAGGCCUGAAAGACCUUUUGGGAGUCUUGGGAACCAGGCUGACAACAGUGUAGGCAAGCCUGAUGACAGGAUGCCAGCUGGGAAUGACAGCAUCCAACAGGAAUGUGAUCAAGAUUAUCGAUUUCCCCCAGUGGAGAAACGCGAGAGCCUUUUAAGACCCCCAGUCGAGCAGAGUGACAACAUAAAUAGACCUUCCCUGUUAGAUGGAAGAGAUGGGCUCAGGGGGCCGCCAGGGGAAGGAAGAGAGAACCUUGGUAGAAGGCAGUCUCUAAGUGGCUUUAGGCCAGAGAGCCGGUGGGGUCCCCCGCGAGGAGACUUUGAUGAACGUGAGCACCGGGGGAUGCCCUUUGGUAGUCCAAAAGGUUUCAGUGAUGAUCGUCCAGGCCCUGGAAACUUCCGUUUUGAUGGGCGUGGUGGGCCGACAUGGAACCGGGGUUUCGAGCCAGACGUUCACCGUGAUUUUGAUGACCGUCGUCAUCACUGGGAAAGGCAGAGGGAUCGGGACGAUAGAGAUUUGGAUUUCCGUAGGGAAAUGAACGGGAGCCGUUUUGCCCGUGAACGAGACCGUGAGCCCUGGACUGCCCCUUCAGCUCCACCACAAGCGUUUAAGUUUUUCGAAGGUGCAGCUGAAAGCCAAAAGCGAGAUAAGCCACCACAGGUAAACGGUGAUGAAAUGGACAUUGAGCAAGACCAGAACCGUCCUGAACUAGCAGAGCAAGAGGCUUCUCCCGAGGAUGUAGACAAUGAGAAGAAGAAUGAGCCAGAAACCGGAGUAGACAAACAGCCAGUGGUAGAGAAAACAGAAACUGAGGGGACAGUCAUCACUCAGUAGGUAAAAGAUACUUUUGUAAAGUUGUCAAUUCUCUGUGAUAGGUAAAUGGCUGACUGGACCUUUUGAGUAAUUCACUUUUGUCUGCCACAAACUUAACAAUUUCUUCUUUUUUCACACAAUGGUGUACAACUGACUUGUAUAGAGUGCUCUUUUAGUUGAUGAAAAAUGGUAGGUAAUUGUUUUUAGUUAUUAUGAUGACAGCCACUCCAACAACUUUUAAUUAGGUACAUUUUCAUUUAGAGCUCGCCAAUUUUCUUUUCAUUAAACACAAAGUUUGACCUUCCUAUGGAAGAAAGUAGAAGAUCUUGGCUGUGUCCAAUGGGUUCACUGCAGAUGUUGUAAUACUCGAAGACAGCAGGUGCUGGCCUGUGUUUGUCUAUUUUUAAAUGCUGCUGCAAAAUUUUAAGUAAUGCCUAGGUGUGUUAUGCUUUUAUCUUAUUGCUAAACCAGGUACUGAGGUAAUAGUACUGAGGUAUAGAAACUGUAAAACUUUGUGAAAAUAAAUCUAGAACAUGCUCUGUUAUCCCCAAAAUGAAUGUCUGUGAUUUGUUCCUCGUACUGCAGUGAGUAAAAGAAAACAAAGUGAAUGUUUUUAGUUGCUAAUAAACAUUAUUUGUUUGAUAAA
Molecule: messenger RNA, 4302 nt
Organism: Polyodon spathula (Mississippi paddlefish)
Lineage: Eukaryota; Metazoa; Chordata; Actinopteri; Acipenseriformes; Polyodontidae
Product: SR-related and CTD-associated factor 8-like
Exons: 20
Coding region: 270-3677 (1135 amino acids)
Cellular component (GO): nucleus
Molecular function (GO): RNA binding
Source: RefSeq, a predicted model, not a curated record